This is a messenger RNA of Anastrepha ludens (Mexican fruit fly), 482 nucleotides long. Its product is annotated as cytochrome c oxidase assembly factor 6 homolog. The transcript has a single exon. The coding region runs from base 133 to 414 and encodes 93 amino acids. The record is from RefSeq and is a predicted model, not a curated record. NCBI's taxonomy places the organism in Eukaryota, Metazoa, Arthropoda, Insecta, Diptera, Tephritidae. Gene Ontology annotation, biological process: respiratory chain complex IV assembly. Gene Ontology annotation, cellular component: mitochondrion; respiratory chain complex IV.
GUUAUUUUGACAGUUGCACAAUUGAUAGGUUAUGUCACUGCCAAUGCCGUUUAUUUUGCAUACAAGUGAUUUUUAUAAAAUUUCGUAAAAUUUCUAUACACCUUAUAGUUGGAAAGAAAGAAAGUUGCAUUAAUGAGUUUCCCAACAAAGGAAGAACGUACGCAUUGCUGGGCGUCGCGUGAUGAAUACUGGCAGUGUUUAAGUGAACACGCACCCAAACACAGCUCGACAAGUGGUGAAAGAGUGCCGGAUGCUUGUCGAAAACUACGAAAAGCCUUCGAGGAAUCGUGUCCACGGCAGUGGGUGAAACAUUUUGACCGUAAAAGAACAUAUGAACAAUUUAAGGAGCGCAUGGAGAAAGGUUUUGAUCCGCUUGAAGAAAGCAACAAAAAGCCAACACCGACCAAAUCGUAGUUGAUAAUCGAAUUUGUUAUUUGCUUUUACUAAUGUUAAACUAAAUAAAAGUAGUCACUUAAACUAUA